GGACAUUUAUUUUAAGAAAUAAAUAAAUUAACAGAGCAGAGAGGAAGAGGGUGGAAAAAACAUGGUGAGAUUGAGCAGAGUGGUGAUGAAAAAUGUAUGUGAAGGAAUGAGCAAAACUCUUUCUGAAAUUCUGGUUUGCCCAUUAUCCAAACAGCCUCUAAGGUAUAGUGAGAAGACAGGAUCAUUGAUCAGUGAUGAAAUUGGAGUUUCUUUUCCGAUAAUUGAUGGGAUACCUUGUUUAGUUCCAAAGGACGGGAAGAUACUUGAAGACGAAGGAUCAUCCGAUACAGGUGGACAAAAGGAGGUGAAAGAUUGAGAUGGUUUUGUAGUAUCAUAGAGCUGUAUGCUAGAAUUCUGUGUGGUGAGGGUUUGGACUACCGAGUAUUAUUUUCAAAGAAAUGACCCAUAGGCUAAAAAUCUGAUGCCAUCAGAGUAAUAAUAAUUUCUGUAAAGGGAAAACCAUCAAAUUAUGUCGCAUCACAAUUCACAGUAUCACACACACCAUACUGCGAUUUUGAAUCUAUAAAACCGUAAAACAAAGUUUCAAUUA
Messenger RNA from Beta vulgaris subsp. vulgaris (sugar beet), 550 nucleotides. RefSeq lists its product as uncharacterized. The transcript has 3 exons. The record is from RefSeq and is a predicted model, not a curated record. Lineage: Eukaryota; Viridiplantae; Streptophyta; Magnoliopsida; Caryophyllales; Amaranthaceae. The coding region runs from base 62 to 316 and encodes 84 amino acids.